AGGGUUCAACCGAUUUAGACCAUAUCCAGAUUAUCAAAAAACCCGGCGGUCAACUCACAGACUCUUACCUUGAUGAGGGCUUUAUUUUGGACAAGAAGAUCAGCACAAACGGCAACAAGUCUCUGAAGAAUGCCAAAAUCUUGAUCUCCAAUACUUCUAUGGAUACCGAUAAGGUUAAAGUCUUUGGUGCCCGAAUCCGUGUCGGUGGUACGGCGGCAUUAGCCGAACUCGAGCGAGCUGAGAAGGAAAAAAUGAAAGCCAAAGUGGCCAAGAUCCAAGCCCAUGGGAUCAACUGCUUCGUGAACCGACAGUUGGUCUACAACUAUCCCGAAUCUCUCUUCGCCGAGGCGGGUAUCAUGUGCAUCGAACAUGCUGACUUCGAAGGUGUCGAACGAUUGGCUCUUGUCACUGGAGGUGAAAUCGCGAGCACAUUCGAUCAACCUGAGAUGGUUAAGUUGGGACAUUGUGAUCUGAUCGAGGAGGUCAUGGUUGGAGAGGAUGUGCUCAUCAAAUUCUCAGGAGUUGCGGCCGGGGAAGCAUGUACGGUAGUGAUCCGAGGAGCGACGGCGCAAAUGAUCGACGAAGCGGAGCGCUCGUUACACGAUGCCUUAGCGGUGAUCUCGCAAACCGUUAAGGAGCCCCGGGUGACCUAUGGCGGCGGAUGUGUGGAGAUGUUCAUGGCUAAUGCGGUGGACGAUGAGGCGAAAGUGACAAAUGGCAAAAAGGCAAUCGCCGUCGAAAGCUUCGCUCAUGCUCUUCGUCAGCUUCCUACCAUCUUGGCCGAUAAUGCCGGGUACGAUUCCAGCGACUUGGUCGCCCAACUUCGGGCUGCUCAUUACGCUGGUCAAUCUACUAUGGGUCUUGAUAUGCAAGAAGGGAAGAUCGGGUCGAUGGAAGACUUGGGUGUCUAUGAAUCAUAUAAGCUUAAGAGACAGGUCGUCUUAUCUGCUAGUGAAGCCGCAGAAAUGAUCCUCAGAGUCGACGAUAUCCUUCGCUCUACUCCUAGGAAACGCGAUGCUCAUUAAACUUAUUUAUUUAUUACUUCUACCUUUUUUUUUAAAAAAAAAAGAGGGAAAAAUCUCUGAAAGAAAUUAAUCAUUUUUUUCUUCCCCUAUCUCAUGUCUUUUUUUUUUUUUUUGGUUGAACAUUGUGUUUUAAAUAUCUUGAUGUUAUAUCAUAUUCUUAGAAUAUAACCAAUUCUGGGAACUGAAAAAAGGUUGCGGUGUUUGGG
This is a messenger RNA of Puccinia graminis f. sp. tritici CRL 75-36-700-3, 1231 nucleotides long. Its product is annotated as T-complex protein 1 subunit beta. Bases 159 to 1025 code for a protein of 288 amino acids. Gene Ontology annotation, cellular component: chaperonin-containing T-complex. Gene Ontology annotation, molecular function: ATP binding; ATP-dependent protein folding chaperone. NCBI's taxonomy places the organism in Eukaryota, Fungi, Basidiomycota, Pucciniomycetes, Pucciniales, Pucciniaceae. Gene Ontology annotation, biological process: protein folding. The record is from RefSeq and is a predicted model, not a curated record. The transcript is spliced from 5 exons.